AUGAUGGACCUGAACCUCCCCCUCUCCUCCCCCAUGAUGGACCUGAACCUCCCCCUCUCCUCCCCCAUGAUGGACCUGAACCUCCCCCUCUCCUCCCCCAUGAUGGACCUGAACCUCCCCCUCUCCUCCCCCAUGAUGGACCUGAACCUCCCCCUCUCCUCCCCCAUGAUGGACCUGAACCUCCCCCUCUCCUCCCCCAUGAUGGACCUGAACCUCCCCCUCUCCUCCCCCAUGUUGUACCCGCCUGAGUGCCUCCCACAGAUCGACGCAGGCCAAAACAUGACACCUCCGCAGCCCGGGCCUGUCCGACAUGAUCAUCUGAGCCCAGGGCAGAGGAGCAGAGCUGGGGACAGACGGGAGCAGCUCCCCCUGACCUCUCAGACUCACGCUGCUUUCAUUCUGGCUAAUUACAUUCCUCACUGA
Molecule: messenger RNA, 423 nt
Organism: Knipowitschia caucasica
Lineage: Eukaryota; Metazoa; Chordata; Actinopteri; Gobiiformes; Gobiidae
Source: the annotation of a GenBank genome assembly